This is a messenger RNA of Hyla sarda, 7517 nucleotides long. RefSeq lists its product as uncharacterized. Lineage: Eukaryota; Metazoa; Chordata; Amphibia; Anura; Hylidae. Gene Ontology annotation, cellular component: nucleus. Gene Ontology annotation, molecular function: DNA binding. The record is from RefSeq and is a predicted model, not a curated record. Gene Ontology annotation, biological process: regulation of DNA-templated transcription; DNA recombination; DNA integration.
UCACAUCUCUACUGCUAAACUUUGCCCCUAAAUGUACUGGUCACAUGAUUGUGACAUCAUCACAGGUCCUACACCUCCAGCAUGUAGCAGAUACAGAGCAGGUCCUGGUGGGGCAGUCACUGCUGUUGUGUUGUGUGUGGAGAUCUCUCAGAGCAGCAGCCCCUGAUCAUGUGACUCCUCCUCCAUGUGACUGAUCACAUGACGGUGACAUCAUCGCAGGUCCUGUAAGCACACGGCUCCUCUACAGAUACAGGUUUCUCCAAUCCAGGAUCCUCUGCUGAUAUCUUCUAUAUAAGAGACUUCUCCUGGAUGACCCAUCAACCAUGGAGAGAGACAGGAACAAGAUGGCCGACAGGAUCAUAAACCUCACCCUACAGAUACUCUUCCGGCUUACUGGAGAGGAUUACACAGUAGUGAAGAAGUCCUCUAGUGGGCGCUGUCGGGCCCCUGUGUGUGAAGGAUGGGGAAGAACCCUGAGCCCAAUCCCGGGGCCCCCACCUCACUCCCUGAUACAUGAGGAAAUGGAUGAACAGAAGAUCCUAGAACUCAUCAACAAGAUGAUGGAGCUGCUGACUGGAGAGGUUCCUAUAAGGUGUCAGGACGUGGCGGUCUAUUUCUCCAUGGAGGAGUGGGAGUAUGUAGAAGGACACAAGGAUCAGUACAAGGAUCAGGUCAUGAUGGAGGAUCAGCAGCCCCUCACAUCACCAGUCAGAGCCAAUAGGAGAACAGCACCAGAGAGGUGUCCCCGUCCUCUUCUUCCACAGGAUGAUCAGGGUCAAGAUCUGAACAAUAUUAAUGCUCCAGAGACAGAUGUGAGUGGUGAUGAGCAGUAUAAGGAGGACAUUCCAACAGGAAAAGAUCUGAACAAUAUUAAGGCUACAGAUUUGAAGGAGGAAGAGACAGAUGUGAGCGGUGAUGAGCAGAAUAAGGAGGACAUUCCGACAGGAAAAGAUCUGAACAAUAUUAAGGCGACAGAUAUGAAGGAGGAAGAGACAGAUGUGAGCGGUAAUGAGCAGAAUAAGGAGGACAUUCCGACAGGAAAAGAUCUGAACAAUAUUAAUGCUACAGAUAGUGAGGAAGAAGAAGAGACAGAUGUGAGCGGUGAUGAGCAGUAUAAGGAGGACGUUCCUACAGGUAACCGCCCAGAUUCUUGUACCAGGAGAUCAGAGGAGAAUCUUAUAUCUUCAGAUUAUAAAGCAGAUGAUGAUAUCACACAAGAUACAUAUGAAGAACAUUCCAUUAUCCCAGAUACACCCUCAGCCCUUCACAGCCAAGAUCUGUCAUCUCAUCCUUAUAUACAGGUCCUGUCUUCUCAGUCAUCACAGGAUGUUCAGCAAAAAAACGGUCACAGAAGGGGUGAUGGACAUCAACGAGCUCAUACAGUAAAGAAACCAUUUUCAUGUUCAGAAUGUGGGAAAUGUUUUACUUCUAAAUCAAGUCUUGUUAAACAUAAACAAACUCAUACAGGGGAGAAACUAUAUUCAUGUUCAGAAUGUGGAAAAUGUUUUACUGUGAAGCCACAUCUUGUUAAACAUAAAAGAACUCACACAGGGGAGAAACCAUUUUCAUGUUCAGAAUGUGGAAAAUGUUUUACUCAGAAAUCAAAUCUUGUUCAACAUCACAUAACUCACACAGGGGAGAAGCCAUUUUCAUGUUCAGAAUGUGGAAAAUGUUUUACUAAGAAAUCACAUCUUGUUGGACAUCACAGAACUCACACAGGGGAGAAGCCAUUUUCAUGUCCAGAAUGCGGGAAAUGUUUUACUAUGAAAUCACAUCUUGUUGAACAUCACAGAACUCACACAGGGGAGAAGCCAUUUUCAUGUCCAGAAUGCGGGAAAUGUUUUACUAUGAAAUCACAUCUUGUUGAACAUCACAGAACUCACACAGGGGAGAAGCCAUUUUCAUGUCCAGAAUGUGGGAAAUGUUUUACUAGGAAAUCAACUCUUGUUAGUCAUCAAAGAACUUGCAAAAGCAAUAAGCCAUUUUUAUGUACAGAAUGUGGAAAAUCUUUUACUGAGGAAUCACAUCUUGUUGAACAUCACAGAACUCACACAGGAGAGAAGCCAUUUUUAUGUUCAGAAUGUGGGAAAAGUUUUACUCAGCAACAUCAGCUUGUUAGGCAUCACAGAACUCACACAGGGGAGAAGCCAUUUUAAUGUCCAGAAUGUGGGAAAUGUUUCGCUAUGAAAUCAAAUCUUGUUAGGCAUCAAAGAACUCACAAAGGCAAGAAUCCAUGGGAAUUCCGUGAACACCAGGAAUCCUCCUCAGCAACACUCCGGAGGCCGGCCUACACUAACUCCAGACUGCUGGGGCAAGAAAACCUCCCCCAAAGGACUCUCCUGGAUGACCCAUCAACCAUGGAGAGAGACAGGAACAAGAUGGCCGACAGGAUCAUAAACCUCACCCUACAGAUACUCUUCCGGCUUACUGGAGAGGAUUACACAGUAGUGAAGAAGUCCUCUAGUGGAAGAACCCUGAGCCCAAUCCCGGGGCCCCCACCUCACUCCCUGAUACAUGAGGAAAUGGAUGAACAGAAGAUCCUAGAACUCAUCAACAAGAUGAUGGAGCUGCUGACUGGAGAGGUUCCUAUAAGGUGUCAGGACGUGGCGGUCUAUUUCUCCAUGGAGGAGUGGGAGUAUGUAGAAGGACACAAGGAUCAGUACAAGGAUCAGGUCAUGAUGGAGGAUCAGCAGCCCCUCACAUCACCAGUCAGAUCCAGUAAGAGAACAGCACCAGAGAGGUGUCCCCGUCCUCUUCUUCCACAGGAUGAUCAGGGAGAAGAUCUGAACAAUAUUAAUGCUCCAGAGACAGAUGUGAGCAGUGAUGAGCAGUGUAAGAAGGACAUUCCUACAGGGAGGGAUCUGAUCUAUAUUAAUGUUAAAGACAUAAAGGAAGAAGAGACAGAUGUGAGCAGUGAUGAGCAGUAUAAGGAGGACAUUCCUACAGGAAACAAUCUAAACUAUAUUAAUGCUACAGACAUAAAAGUAGAAGAAGAGGCAGAUGUGAGCGGUGAUAAGCAGUAUAAGGAGGACAUUCCUACAAGUAACCACCCCGAUUCUUGUAGCAGGAGAUCAGAGGAGAAUCUUAUAUCUUCAGAUUAUAAAGCAGAUGAUGAUAUCACACAAGAUACAUAUGAAGAACAUUCCAUUAUCCCAGAUACACCCUCAGCCCUUCACAGCCAAGAUCUGUCAUCUCAUCCUUAUAUACAGGUCCUGUCUUCUCAGUCAUCACAGAAAGGUCACAGAAGGGGUGUUGGACAUCAACGAGCUCAUACAGGAAAGAAACCAUAUUCAUGCUCAGAAUGUGGGACAUGUUUUACUUUUAAAUCAGGUCUUGUUCAACAUCAAAGAAUUCACACAGGAGAGAAGCCAUUUUCAUGUUCAGUAUGUGGGAAAUGUUUUACUCAGAAAUCAGACCUUGUUGUACAUCAAAGAACUCACACAGGGGAGAAGCCAUAUUCAUGUUCAGAAUGUGGGAAAUGUUUUAGUGUUCAAUCACAUCUUGUUCCACAUAAAAGAACUCACACAGGAGAGAAGCCAUUUUCAUGUGUAGAAUGUGGGAAAUGUUUUACUGCGAAAUCAACACUUAAAUAUCAUCUAAGAACUCACACAGGAGAGAAGCCAAUUCAGAUCAAGAAAGUGUCCAGGACAAUUAAAGACAUGGGAUCUAUGCAGAGUUACUGCAACAUGAGUCCGCUCAGCGUACAAAAGGGAAGAGAACGACUCCAGGAAGACAUCACCUGUUUGCCCGGAAGUCCCAAAGAUUCCAGUUACACUAAUACUUUCGAAAAAUAUUAUUGCAGCCGAGAAGAAGAAGAGACAGAUGUGAGCAGUGAUGAGCAGUAUAAGGAGGACAUUCCUACAGGUAACCGCCCAGAUUCUUGUACCAGGAGAUCAGAGGAGAAUCUUAUAUCUUCAGAUUAUAAAGCAGAUGAUGAUAUCACACAAGAUACAUAUGAAGAACAUUCCAUUAUCCCAGAUACACCCUCAGCCCUUCACAGCCAAGAUCUGUCAUCUCAUCCUUAUAUACAGGUCCUGUCUUCUCAGUCAUCACAGGAUGUUCAGCAAAAAAAACGUCACAGAAGGGGUGUUGGACAUCAUCAAGCUCAUACAGGAAAGAAAACAUAUUCAUGCUCAGAAUGUGGGAAAUGUUUUACUAAGAAAUCACAUCUUGCUGGACAUCGAAGAACUCACACAGGAGAGAAGCCAUUUUCAUGCUCAGAAUGUGGGAAAUGUUUUACUUUUAAAUCAAAUCUUGUUGUACAUCAGAGAACUCACAAAGGAGAGAAGCCAUUUUCAUUUUCAGAAUGUGGGAAGUGUUUUACUCGGAAACCAAAUCAUAUUGAACAUCAAAGAACUCACACAGAAGAGAAGCCAUUUUCAUGUUCAGAAUGUGGGAAGUGUUUUACUCGGAAACCAAAUCUUAUUGAACAUCAAAGAAUUCACACAGAAGAGAAGCCAUUUUCAUGCUCAGAAUGUGGGAAAUGUUUUACUUUUAAAUCAAGCCUUGUUGUACAUCAAAGAACUCACACAGGAGAGAAGCCAUUUUCAUGUGCAGAAUGUAGGAAAUGUUUUACUGAGAAAUCAAGUCUUGUUGUACAUCAAAGAACUCACACAGGGGAGAAGCCAUUUUUAUGUUCAGAAUGUGGGAAAUGUUUUACGUUAAAAUCAAGUCUUGUUAAACAUCAGAGAACUCACACAGGAGAGAAAGACCACGUGUCCCGAGCUGCCUCCAGGGCCCGAGUUGGCAGACCUCAACAGGCCGAGCAUCAUAUACCGCACACUGGGGAAAAGCCAUUGUCAUGUUUAGAGUGUGGGAAAUGUUUUACUUAUAAAUCAAAACUUGUUAGACAUCAAGGAACUCACAGAGGAGAAAAGCCAUUUUCAUGUUCAGAAUGUGGAAAAUGGUUUACUGAGAAAUCAAGUCUUCUUCUACAUCAAAGAACUCACACAGGAGAGAAGCUAUUUUCAUGCUCAGAAUGUAGAAAAUGUUUUACUCAGCAAUCACAUCUUGUUGCACAUCAAAGAACUCACACAGGGGAGAAGCCAUUUUUAUGUUCAGAAUGUGGAAAAUGUUUUACUAAUAAAUCGCAACUUGUUAAUCAUCAAAGAACUCACACAGGAGAGAAGCCAUUUUCAUGUGCAGAGUGUGGGAAAUCUUUUACUGACAAAUCAAGUCUUGUUAAUCAUCAAAUAACUCACACAGGGGAGAAGCCAUUUUCAUGUGCAGAGUGUGGAAAAUGUUUUACUUAUAAAUCAGAACUUGUUAGACAUCAAAGAACUCACACAGGAGAGAAGCCAUUUUCAUGUUCAGAAUGUGGAAAAUGUUUUAAUCAGCAAUCACAACUUGUUAAACAUCAAAUAACUCACACAGGAGAGAAGCCAUUUUCAUGUUCAGAAUGUAGAAAAUGUUUUACUCAGAAAUCACAUCUUGUUAAACAUCAAAGAACUCACACAGGGGAGAAGCCAUUUUCAUGUGCAGAGUGUGGGAAAUGUUUUACUGAGAAAUCAAGUCUUGUUAACCAUAAACUAACUCACACAGGGGAGAAACCAUAUUCAUGUUCAGAAUGUGGGAAAUGUUUUUCUCGAAAAUCAAGACUUGUUAAACAUGAAAAAACUCACACAGAGGAGAAGCCAUUUUAAUGUGCAGAGUGUGGGAUAUGUUUUACUGUGAAAUCUGAUCUUCUUAAACGAAGAACUCACACAGGUGAGAAGGCAUUUUCAUGUGCAGAAUGUAGGAAAUGUUUUACUGAGAAAUCAAGUCUUUGUAAACAAACUCACACAGGGGUAAAACCCUAUUCAUGUUCAGAAUGUGGGAAAUGUUUUUCUCACAAAUCAAGUUUUAAACAUGAAAGAACUGUUCAAGACCUUGAGCCCCAAUGUAUUUCUAUUUAUUUAUUCAUUUAUUUUGUCACCUUGGGUAUAGGUGUCUUAAUUGGGCAGCCCAGGUCACAUGGUCGCUUGAGUGACAAGAGCCUCUCCAAAUCUAUUGCGAAUUCUUCAGUCCUGAUCCAAUCAGACAAUCUAGUCUCAGUGUACUACAUCCAGAAGGAAGGUGGGACAAGGUCUGCAGCUUUACAGAAGGAAUGCAGCAAGAUAAUGUCCUGGGCAGAACAACAGGGCAUCUCCCUGAUGGCGCUUCAUAUAAAAGGAACGCUAAAUUCUCAAGCAGACUGGUUGAGCCGACAGGUUAGAUCCCAACGAAUGGGAAUUAAAUCCCAAGUACUUUACUCAGAUAACCCACAGAUGAGGAUUACCCAAAUGGGACGUGAUGGCCACGAGAUGCAACAGAAAACUACAGAAGUUCUGCUCAAGGUAUCGCACAGAUCUCCCGGACCAUCUGGAUGCUUUCACCAUGAGCUGGAAAGAUCGGUUCAUUUAUCUCUUCCCUCCAAUUCCGUUAAUCAGCAGAGUACUGAACAAGAUUAUUCUGGACAGCCCCUCAGUCCUGUUAAUUGCACCUUUUUGGCCCCGGAGGGCUUGGUUUCCUCUAUUGUUUCGUCUCUCGAAGGGAGAAUAUUGGAAGCUACCUCUAGAGGAAGAUCUUCUGUUACAGAAAGGGCUAUUUCAUCAACAUCUGGACAGAUUGCAUCUGACUCUCUGGAUUUUGAGAGGGAGAAAUUCAGACAGAAAGGUUUAUCUGAAGAAGUUAUAGAAACCUUGUUAGCAGCCAGAAGACCAUCCACUAACCUACUGUAUGCUAAGCUUUGGAGGAAAUUUGUCUCCUGGAAGGAACAGAAGGGUCUGACAGAGAAUUCUGUGUCUAUUAUUCUUCGGUUUUUACAAGAAGGAUAUCUAAAGGGUUUGAAACCAAAUACUCUCCGUGUUCAUGUCACGGCAAUCAACGCUUAUACUGAUGGAAAAUUUAUGGGUCAACCCCUUAUCGCAAGAUUUUUCAAAGCGCUGAGAAAAUUAAGACCUACGGUUAAACCUCCGGUUUCUUCUUGGGACUUAUCACUGGUAUUGUCUAGACUGUCGAUUCCUCCCUUUGAGCCAUUACAGGAUGCAGAAAUGAAGUGGUUAUCCUUUAAGGUGCUCUUUUUAGUCGCCAUCACAUCUGCCAAGAGGCUGGGGGAAUUACAAGCCCUAUCAGCGAAUCCUCCAUACACUAAGUUUACUCCGGAUGGAGUUCUUCUCAGGACAAUACCUUCAUUUAUUCCCAAGGUAGCUUCGGUACAAAACAUCAAUAGAGAAAUAUUCCUUCCUACCUUCCUACCAUCUGAAAAUUCUCCUCUGGAUGUCAGAACUGCUCUCUUAAUCUAUCUACAAAGAGUGAAGUCUUUCAGAAUUGAUGAGAAUCUUUUUAUUCAAUUCUCCGGUGUAAGGAAAGGAAAGAAAGCCGCUAAAGAUACCUUGUCAAGAUGGAUCAAAUCGGUAAUUGUGGAAUGUUACAAGUUGGAAGAUAAGGAACCCCCUUUUCAGAUUAGAGCACAUUCCACAAGAGCCACAGCUACCUCUUGGGCAGAGAGGGCACAAGUUCCCCUGACAGAUAUAUGUGAUGCAGCUUCAUGGUCAUAG